AUUUUUAAAUAAAAUUUUGUGCUUGAAUAACAGGAAAAAGUUUGGUUGAGUAAUAAUAGAGUUUGAUUGCCUGAAUUGAGCUCAAUUUCAAUUGGGCAGCCUUGAAGAGCAGAAAGAGCAGGAAGAGCAGCCGCAGCAGCAGCAGCAGCAGCAGGAGGCGCAGUCAUAAGUAUUUCUGGCCAAGAACAGAAUCUGGUCAGGACGCACGAACUCCAUUCAGAAAAUUUCAUGUGAAAUGUGCGUCGACAAACUGUCAAUAAAAUGCCUCUAAAGAUUGCCGUUCGUGCAUGAUCGAAGCGCAGCUGUUCUCUGUCCCGUCUGAUGUCCUCCCAUUGUCCCGGCUGGCUGGCUGGCUGGCUGGCAACUUGUCCGGCGUCAACGGCGUUUGCACAACAAUGGGCCACAAUCGGGCCAUGGGCCAAGGUUAGGCGCAGUCGCAGCGCCGCACAUGAAAUCGAAAUGGAAUUCGAAAUCGAGCUGGAGGUCUGUUUUUGGCCUGGACUCAAAUUCGAUUGCAGUCUGUAUAAAAUGUGUAUAGGGAAAAAGGGUUGCCUAUAAAUGCGGCAAAAUGGCCAAAAUGGCAAAGGCCAGAACUGUCCAGUUUUCGAGUCUUAUGAAAAUCCAUAGAUUUUGAAAUUGAAAAUCCAUCAAGGGAAUCCGUGCGACAAGGACAAUCGGCCAGGUAAGCCGUGUGCAUCAUUUAAGGCCAAAAGGACAUACACACACGUGCACGGGCUUUUGGGCCAGAAACGGAGCCGCGUCAUAAAACGGCGGAUUAGCCAAAAACGAAUCAGGUAAACGCGUUUGCCAAAAAUGCAAACACAAAUUCCGGGAAAUUCGCGAAAAUCUACCUGAGCCGCCGGCAAGCCGAGCCAAUGUCCAGGCUAUAUAAGAGCCAGCUGCCGGGCGUUUAGGCCAAACAGUUGACAAAAACGCAGCGGCGAGUAGACAACGCGACUAACUCGUGCCAUAAAUAUCUAUAAUAUAGAAAAUACUUGAAUUAAAUACUCAAUUAAACGUACGAAAUGGGUUGCUGUGCGAGCAGUUUAAAGUUGGAUACGAAUCGCAGUUUGAAUGGCAGCGUCUAUGCCUCAAAGCGCAGCCGCAGCGGCAGCAGCGGCAGUGGCAGCAGCAACAGUGGCAGCAGUUGUGGCAGUGGCAGCAGCAACAGCAGCGGGCUGGGCAGUUCAUGCAGCACGCCGCAACGCAAUCGCAGCAUUUGGAGUCGCAGCCAAACGCGACCCAUUUGCGAUGAUUUUGCCGAGCAGCCGCUGCCGCAGCUAACCGAACUGGAGGCGGAACACGAACUGGAGCGCUCCUGUGGUUAUCAUACAUGCAGCAGCGACUCCUCCACGCCCAGCAAGCAGCAGCAGCAGCAGCAGCAUCAGCAGCUGUAUCGCACCCAGGACAUGGAGCUGGCCAAUCAAAGCCAGCAAAGCAGCAGCAGCAGCAGCAGCAGCAGCUUGGGCGUGGGCAACCUGGAGUGGGAGAUGUACAUGAUGCAGCAUGCCCAGCGCAUUAUGCCAAAGACCUCGUCGCCCAUCUGCCAGCGCCGCGAUGCCACAUUUGAGCUGAACUCACGCUCGUAUCACAAGUGGCGCAACUAUUUGCAGAGCACGCCCGCCCACAUGCUGCACAAUGUCAGCCACAUACCGGAGGCGAUUGCGGGACACUUUUGUCCCAAUGACUUUCCCGCCUUCAGCGAUCUGGAGGAGAUGGAGAGUGCGGCCAAGCGUUUCAAGAUCGAUACGAAUGCGUCCGUCUAUGCUGAGAACUAUCCGCUCCAGCAGCAUCUGACGCAUACCAUAAGCACAGAUCUGUGAGCGGGAGCAGGCAGUAGGAACAGUAGGAGCUGAGCUGAUGUCUGAUGUGUGUUCGGCAACUGGACUGGGCUCCGCUUGGUACGGAGUCGUUGCGGUUGCCCUCACAUUCCGUGCGUCGACUGCUGGCUACUGGCAACAGGUUGUCGGUCAGUCGAUCCAUCAACUGAGUCAACUGAUUGACUCGACAUUUUUGCAACAUUUUGUAAAUACUUGCCAAACUGUCGGUCAAUCAGUUAGACAAUCAACAAAUCAAUCAAACAAUCGAUCAAUCCAUCAAGCAGACAAUCAAUCAAUCAAGUAGUCAAUCAGUUGCUCGAGUGCAACAUUUUGUAAAUACUUCUCAAGCAGACAAUCA
Molecule: messenger RNA, 2178 nt
Organism: Drosophila montana
Lineage: Eukaryota; Metazoa; Arthropoda; Insecta; Diptera; Drosophilidae
Product: protein rtoA
Exons: 1
Coding region: 1026-1823 (265 amino acids)
Source: RefSeq, a predicted model, not a curated record